GAAAGCUUUUAAAAAAAACAACGCGUGCUUUUUCCAACACUAAAAUUCACACUUUGCUGAUAUGGAAGAUAAAGAGGGAAGCAAUCCAGGAGCUGAGUUUACUUCCGAGUCAAGCUGGACACUUUCCGGGGAAGGGCAUGACUCGGUGUCCAACAGCGUUAAUUACUUCUUCGAUAGGGAAAGUACUAGUAUGCUUAGUGAGUUCGGCUGGGAUCUACCACCGGAUCAUGCCGUUGAGUUUGGACGGUUUGCUGAACUCAACCGGAUUGAAGCCAGGCCUGAAUUGGCGGGGAACUUUAGUGGCUCACAAAACUGCGCUGCAGCUGAUGAUCAUGUUGCUCGUUGUUCGGUUUCCGGGACGGCUUCGAAUCCGGGUGGAUCAUCUGACGUGUCGACAUCGAAUCCGUUGGUGUCUUCGAGCUCCAGUGAGGAUCCGCCGGAGAAAUCUACGGGCUCCGGCGGAAAACCGCCCGAGAUACCGAGUAAGGUGAGGAGGAAGGGACAAAAACGAAUACCGCAGGCACGUUUUGCAUUUAUGACCAAGAGUGAGGUUGAUCAUCUUGAAGAUGGCUAUCGAUGGCGGAAAUAUGGACAAAAAGCUGUUAAAAACAGUCCAUUUCCUAGGAGCUACUAUCGCUGUACAAACAGCAAAUGCACAGUGAAGAAGAGAGUAGAACGCUCUUGUGAAGAUCCCACCAUUGUCAUUACUACAUACGAAGGUCAACACUGCCAUCACAGUGUAGCAUUCCCCAGAGGGGGAUUUAUCAGCCAUGAAGCUUCCUUUGCUGGUCAGUUGACCCCGGCAGUCUUACAAUUUUAUCAUCCGGAGGCACAGUUACAUAGAGAAAUUCCUCCAACCACAGCACAAUCACAGUCACAGUCACAGACACACCAAGCACCUGUUGACGGAGAAUCUCGUUGGGACCCAGAACCUACCUCGGAGCCUCCAACAGAUGAAGGGUUACUAGGUGAUAUCGUCCCUCCUGGAAUGCGUUACAGAUGAGAAAGGAAAUACGGGAGGUCUGCAGUAUCAUUUUUUAACUCAAAUUAGGAGGACAAUCAGUACCUAAGUAGCUUGGAGCCAAAGGGAAAUUAUGAAGGCGUAAGGAAGAUGCAUUAGGUUAAUUAUUGAGUGCUUGAGGACGCUUUCACGUGUCUAGACCUUCUUAUCUUCUAGCUAGUGGACCACUGUGAUUAAUGUUUGAUAUUUAACCCCACAAGCAUGAGAUAUAUAGAGGGCUCUUUGAUUGAUAAGUCCUAAUCUAUAUUGGAACAAUUUAACUGUAUCUGAGUAAUAAUAAAUAGAACAGACUUGGACACUUAAUGUGUAUCAAUAUACUGGUAUAUAUGGUAUCUAUAUUGGUAUGGUAGGCCACAAUAAUCCUUGUGAAUUGUGGUUUCUUCUCUUGUUUCCACAUCAAGAAUAACGUCAGGUGCAUAAUUUUAUUGGCUACUGUUUAUUCAGAUUUAAUGUUUGUGGAUUGCUUAUUGUUUCUGGAUGUUGCCUACUAUGUUAUGCUUAUCAGGCAUCUGGAAAGGCCUUUCUAGACAUGGGUUUUGAUAGAUUAAUGCAACUUUAGUGCUUCUGAAAAGACUCUUAACAACCUGUAGAAUCAUUUAGAUUGACGUUUUAGAUGUUCUCUUGGCCAUUGGAUUGCAGUUGAACCUAAAGGGUUAACAGUUUAAUGACCAGUAGAAUAAUCUUGAUUGAUAUUUUAUAUGU
This is a messenger RNA of Hibiscus syriacus, 1723 nucleotides long. Its product is annotated as probable WRKY transcription factor 57. Gene Ontology annotation, biological process: regulation of DNA-templated transcription. The transcript has 5 exons. Bases 62 to 1003 code for a protein of 313 amino acids. Gene Ontology annotation, molecular function: sequence-specific DNA binding; DNA-binding transcription factor activity. The record is from RefSeq and is a predicted model, not a curated record. Lineage: Eukaryota; Viridiplantae; Streptophyta; Magnoliopsida; Malvales; Malvaceae.